This is a messenger RNA of Podarcis lilfordi (Lilford's wall lizard), 3403 nucleotides long. NCBI's taxonomy places the organism in Eukaryota, Metazoa, Chordata, Lepidosauria, Squamata, Lacertidae. The record is from the annotation of a GenBank genome assembly.
AUGGCACAGAGGUGGAUAAACAUGGAAGCACAGCGGUAAGAUACAAAUGGGACAAGCAACAACAUGCAUGUCUCCAGUGUGAUAUCUCCCAUCUGACCAUUGUGCUUGAGCCAUGUUGUCAAAAUUUGGUUUUGAAAUGCCUGCUCAUCAGGGAUUAUAAUUAUUUCUUCUUGCAAACUUCACUGUAUCUCCUGACUGUCCGAGGACCCACCCAAGAUGGCGUUGUUGGUGGAGGCACUGACUUGAGCUCCGCAGCAGUUGUGCGGUUUUUAUUAGUUUUUAUUGGUUUUAUCAGUUUUUAUUCGGCUUUUAUCAGCCUUAGUAUUUUAUCUACAACAUUUGGCUGUUUUUUAACUAAUAUAUUCAAGGCUUGAGUUAAAAGCUCAAGUUAAAAGUCUAGAAAAAGGAGGAGGGGGAGGAAAAACGCCGAGAAACAAGGAGCGGCUGAAACUGAAGCAUCGGGGUGGAUCCUUACGCUGCCUUCUUGGAGUCUCCUCUCUCUCUGGGAUCUGGUGAGGCCUUCGGGAGUUUCCCUUUAUCUGAGACCGACCCACGGUGGGCCCUGUGAUAAGCUCCGAAGGAGAAUUUUAUAUUAGUCUUAGUCCUGGUGGGAGUAGGACUUCAAAGGAAUGGUCUGUGUUGCUUAUCGGUAGUCUCCUUGUCGAACUAAAUUGCCGGACUGUGAGGGUGAAGGUGAAGACGCCGACUUACAUAUGAACAGGCAGUGAAAUAUACCCCCACUGCAAGUGUGGCAGGCUUGAAGGAAAUAUUUAGUUGACGUUAAAAUGCUAUCCCCCCUCUACUCGAUAUCUGAAUUAUGGGAUAUGGGAAACGUCUUAGAGAUUCGGAGGAGACAGUCCCCAUUCCCUUUCCGAGAUCAAAGCAAACAAGGGUGGAACCAUGUCACUUUAAGGAAGGGAGUAAUCUACUGGAUUGUUCCUAGAUAUAGGACGUAGUAUAUUGUUUCUUGUUGAUCAGCCGGACGUAGGAAUAGUCCCGCGUGAUCCUAUUACCUGUAUGAAUUUUUUCUCUUGCCUGAUAGAAGUUUUAACUCGCUUUUUUACUUCUCCAAGCUAUGGAGUUAAAAACGAUUAUUUUAAAUUUGGCGCCCCUUGGUUCAACUCUGCUUGUAAACUAGCCAGACUCCAUCUACAUACAAUAUAUAAUGACUAUAAACUUUCCGGCGCUCUGGCCUUACCUCCAUCUUAUUCCCUGGCUAAAAAGCAUACAAACAGGCCCAGAAAUCGGCCAAACGGGAAUGGCAUUUAAAUCGCUGGCAGACUAUAAUUUCUGCCUCAAAAUCUCAUAACUCCCGGAAAUUUUGGUCCUUAAUUAAGGGAAGAAACACGAAAUACCCCUUAACGGUGAUCCCGGCCCCUACAUGGGAGCAGUUCCUGAGAAAAUAUUUCUCAGUGGCAGAAGCUCCGGCCACUCACUGGAGACCUUCUAAUCCCCUUCCCGUCUGGCACAAUACCGACCCUGCUGAAAUCCUAGAAUUGAUAGCUGAGCUGAAAACUGGUAAGGCCCCUGGGCCAGAUUUGGUCCCUGUUGAGGCUAUAAAGCUACAUUCUGCAUGGUGGGCAGGGAUUUUAGCUAAAACGUUUGACGCAAUAAAUGCCACGGGCUUAAUACCAGGUACGUGGAAGGAGGCCAUUAUAAUUCCUAUCUACAAAAAAGGCCCUCCCGGUGACCCAGGGAAUUACCGGAAUAUCAGUCUGCUAUCGUCCAUUGGGAAAAUAUAUGCCCGUUUUUGCUGGCAAGGCUGAUGAAGUGGUCAGCUGAGGCUGACCUGAUUGGGCAUGAGCAAGCCGGAUUUAGAUUAAAUCGAUCCACAACAGAUCAGGCAAUUAUUCUUUAUCACUUAGCCCGGAAAUACUCGACACCUCGACGGGGCCAACUUUGCGCAGCCUUCAUAGAUUUGAAAGCUGCGUUUGAUAGUAUUCCGAGGCAGUUACUAUGGGAUAAACUUGCCUGCUGGGGAAUAGAUAGAAGGCUCCUGUGGCUUAUCUCCCAACUUCAUGCCGGAUCCGUGGCCAGGGUAAGAAUAUCCCCUGCUGGAGACCUAACUAACCCAGUGCCAGUAAAUAAGGGUGUACGCCAGGGUUGUAUUUUAGCGCCUCUUCUUUUUAACUUAUUUAUCAGUGAUAUGAGGAACCCAUUAAUCGACUCACAAAAAUUUAUCCACACCCCCCGUAUAGCAGAUUAUCGUUGUCCUUUACUUCUCUACGCAGAUGAUGCGGUACUACUCUCUUACUCCAGAGUGGGUUUAAGGAGGGCACUAAAGAUUUUUGCAUCAUAUUGCCGUUCUAAUCAUCUGUCUAUCAACCACACCAAGUCCAAAGUACUGAUAUUUUCAAGGAGUCGAAAAUUAUAUUCAUGGAAAUUGGAGGGCACGAAAAUCGAACAAGUACACAAAUUUAAAUAUUUAGGAAUUUAUUUUCAAUAUAAUCUAGGGUGGAAAGCGCACGUUGAAUAUCUUCAAAACAAGACAAAAGCCCUAUCACACUCCCUCCUCCGUUUUUUUCUACUCUGAGGGGGCCUUACUCAUCCCUGCGGCCUUGAAAGUGUAUAGCAUUAAAGUGAUGGCCACAAUGGCCUAUGCUGCACCUUUAUGGGCUGCUUUUGCAAACCUCUCACCUUUAGAGUCGCUUCAAAGCCAAUUCUUACGCCGACUUCUAAAACUACCAACAUGCGUAAGUAAUGCGGCUAUUCGCUUAGAAAUGAAGAUCCCUCAGUGGAGUUAGUUUUAUGGAGGAGAGUUUUGAUUUAUUGGAUAUCCCUAUGGCAUAAACUACCGAACCAUUAUCUCAUUCAAUGCAUGUGGCGGGAUGACUUCACAAAUUUGUGGUCAGGAAAAAUCCAUGCCAAAUUGCUGUCCUAUGAGAUCUCGCCCACGGAAUUGCUCAAACUGGAUCUAAACGCGGCAAAAAGGUGUAUAAAUCAAAGGCUGGAUGAUGUGGAGCUAUACCAAAAUUUCUUAGCUGGUGGUGGAGCCUGCUCCCCGUUAAAUCUCGGCAUAACCCCUAUCUAUCGUGCUCCGUCCUACUUAACAUCGCUUAUAGCCGCAUCUCACCGAUAUGCCUUCAUUAGAGCCAGGUUCAAUGUUUUUCCAACAAACGUGCUGAGACAUAGAUUCACUAAGGGCCAAGUCCCUUCAAUGUGUGCUUGUGAAAUGAAAACAUCUGAAUCUUUACAUCAUGUUAUGUUUAUCUGCCCUAUGUACAGUUCAGCUCGCGCUAGUAUACUAAACUCCAUAAUCCAGCCUAUGGCUGACAAACCAGUAGACCUACAGCUUGCCUGGGUUCUUCAAGAUGCAGAUCCUUAUAUUACUCUACAGGUUGCUAAAUUCCUAACAGCCGUUCUCUCGUACAAGAGACGGAAUGGAAUGUUAGCUGAUUAUUGA